Messenger RNA from Racocetra persica, 755 nucleotides. The record is from the annotation of a GenBank genome assembly. Lineage: Eukaryota; Fungi; Glomeromycota; Glomeromycetes; Diversisporales; Gigasporaceae.
AGACACAUUUGGAAAUAUAUUCAUUAGCAAAAGAAUUUAAUCAGCUUAAAAUGUUCUAUCAAACAAACGACGAUUAUGAGUUAGAAUUAAAAGAAACAUUAAAUAAAAAAGAAUCUUCUCUUGAAAAUAUAGAAUAUAACAAUAUACAAAAAAUACAAAAAUCUGAUAACCAAAUUCUUGCGCCUUUACAAAUCGAAAAAUUUCAAAAAAUAUUUGCUCAACAUACUAUUAAAGAAAGUGAUGAUGAGCAAGAAACUGACGAGAAAGUGACGGUUAUUUUAGAUCAGCAGGAAAAGGAGGCUUUUUUUGUUAAACUUCAUACAUUAGUUUGCUGUAAAACUAAAAUGUGUUUAACUACAAUUGAUCAUGAACUUGCGUUUCAAACUUUUGAUAGUAUUCGAAAAUUAUCAAAAACAGAAUAUAACAUGCUUCUUUUAGGAAUGCUUCAUGCAAUGAUUCGUUCUAAAGAUACAACUUUGCAUGGUAAAGAAAAACAAUACUUAACCGUUAAAUAUACUUUUGAUAAUAAUGAAAUUUGCGAAAUAGCUUUUCGAACUAUAUAUUCACUAUCAGAAAAAAAAUGGAGAAAUAUUCGUAACCAUUACCGGGACAAUGGUAUUAAACCAAUGGUACACGCACUUACAGGAAGAAAAUCUUAUCGCGCUUUAUCAUUUGCGACUAUUUUAAAUGUUCUUACAUUUAUAAUUAACUAUUCAAAUUGUCAUGGAUUGCUAUCACCGGGUAAAUUGAUAUAG